AUGCAGGACGCAGGGGUGGCCUUUGUCAACGAGACCGACUGCUGCAAGGCGUCUUUUGGUAGCUCUGGCUGCGGCAAGUAUUGCUAUGUCAAGGAUGAUUCUGUACAGGCCCCCAACCGCCAGUGCAAGGUCAUCAAGAGCGCCGACGAGUGCGCCAAGCUGCGUUUCUCGGGCCGCAAGCCAUUUAGCGCGCUCGACCACUGCUGCAGCGCGCACUUUGGCAAGGCGGGCUGCGGCACGUUCCCGGACCGCUGCUAUGCAGCCGACACGUUCAAUCCAGGGCGCUGCGCGGAGAUGCGCGGUGUAGCAGACUGCGCGGCAGCAAUGGACCGGCGUGAGGCGUGGCGGGAGCGCGCCCAGUGCUGCGACUUCUACCGCUUCUCCCCCAAGAACUGCAAAAACCAGGCGACCUGCUGGGUGGUUGACCCCAAGUCGGCGCCGCACCGAAAGUGCAAGCAGGUCAACGCCGACGACUGCCCCCAGAAGUUUGCGGCUGGCAAGGGCUGGGAGAGCCGCGACGCAUGCUGCAAGGAGGGGUUCCACGGCAAGGGCUGCCGGGAAUUCCCUGGGACGUGCUACGAGAUGAUGCUGGACUCCAGAAACCCCUACGAGGCCUGCAAGCAGAUCAAGGGCGUGUCCCAGUGCGCCGCCAAGAUCGAAACCAAGCGCAAGGGCAUCAUGUUCUACAAGCAUUUGUCCUGCUGCGCCGCCGUGCUGCCAGAGGCCGGGCUGAAUGCGACGAUGGCAGCCAACGCGAAUGGCUGCCCCUUUUCGUGCUGGUCAAAGCCGGCGCGGGCUCAGGAGCCCCACCGCGAGUGCAUUGAGCGCAAGGCCGACCCAAAGGGCUGCGGCUUUGACGUCAAAUCGCGCAACCACACGUGGGGCACCAAGGACGCAUGCUGCUUGGGCGCCUACGGCAAGCGCGGCUGCCGACGCUACCCAGACACCUGCUGGGUCAAGAAGCCGCCUGACAACAGCAAAAGUGGAAAGACAAGCCCCGACCGCGCAUGCGUCAAGCUGACAACUCCACGGGAAUGCGCAGCCAAGGAGGACUCUGGGGUGAAGCUCCUGGCUUCCGAGGAGAAGUGCUGCGCCACAAACUUUGGUGCUGGCGGUUGCAAGGCGUAUCCAGCCAAGUGCUUUGCACGCCACAGCUCCAAAGGCCUUCCCGACCGCACGUGCGUCCCGGUCAACGGCAAAGCCGAGUGCGCCAAGGUGCUGGAUGGCAAGAGCGGCGCGGUGACAAAGGCGGAGUGCUGCAAGGGGUUCAAGGGAGGCUGCAAGACGUUCCCCUCGACCUGCUUCUCACCGGCCCCGCUGGACUCAACCUUUCCUGACAAGGGCUGCUCAUUCGUGUCCAAGGACCGCGCCAGGUGCAAGGACGAAAUUUCUCGCGGCGUGGCGUUCACCAGCAAAGUCGCAUGCGAAUGCAGCCACUUCAAGCGCAGCUGCCCGCCGCCCCACACAGCGCCCUGCUACCUGGCCGAGCGUGGCAGCUGCAAGGAGGUCAAGGACCGCGCGGUCUGUGCAGCCGCCCUGGAGCUCAAAACCGCCUGGAAGACGCGCGAGGAGUGCUGCGUGCUCAAUUACGAUUUCUGGAGCGAGGGCUGCAACGCCACCUGUUGGGUCAAUCCCCAAAAGGUGGUGCUGCCGCCUGCACUCAAAGGGCUCGCGCGGCCCAAGCCGUCGCGUCCGUGCGUCCAGGUUGGCACUGACCGCGGACUGUGCCACGCGCUGUGGUCCAACGGCACCGCAUGGCUUAAUCAGGCUGAGUGCUGCUCAUCAAACUUUCCUCGCACUGGCUGCCGGGUGUACCCAACCAGCUGCUGGGUGCAGCACACAAACAACGACUUUUAUGACUUUGACAAGACCUGCUCCCUCCAGGCCCUGGGCCUUUCAAAGUGCGCCGCCGGCAUCAACGACGGCACCGCCUUUGACAAGGAGGCCGACUGCUGCAAGGCGAUCUACGGCCCCCAGGGCUGCAAGGUGUUCCCCAAGACAUGCUGGGUGCCUGGGCAGACAUUCCCUGACCGCACGUGCUCCCAGCUCAACGACAAGUCCUUCUGUCCAGAGAACAUCAAGCUGGGUAAUGCCUUUGCCACCCAGGCCGACUGCUGCAAGCAGCACAAGUGCAAGACCUACCCGUUCCCCUGCCACGUCAAGGGCGUCGCCUGCGAAUUUGAGAACCAAAACGUCGGCCGCUGCAAGGACUCCGGCGCUCGCGGCCUCGCGUGGGCGACUCAGCAGGAGUGCCUAUGUGAAGGGUUUGGCCGUGGCUGCAAGGGCGUGGUCAGCCGGGCAUCUGGCGAGGACUUUGGCGAGAGCCAGGAGGGCGAGGAGGACGGGGAAGAGUGGGUGGCGGAACAGGGGCCUGUCAAGCACGCACCAUCUGGUCCGUCCAGCUGCUGGGUGAGGGAUCCCAUGCUCGACCCCUCCAGGCCCGAUCGACGAUGCGUCGUCAAGGCGCUGGGCAGAUCGGAGUGCGCUGCUGCUGUGGAGGCCAGUAAGGCAUGGACAAAGGAGCAGGACUGCUGUGAAGCCAUCUGGGGGGCCAAGGGCUGCCACGUGUACCCGCGAAGCUGCUGGGCCCCAGGGCCUGUCUUCCCAGACCGCGCCUGCACGCUGAAAAACGAGCCCAACCAGUGCCCCUGGAACAUCGUCGCCGGCAUCGCCUUUGAGCGCGAGGAGGACUGCUGCCGCUACCACAAGUGCCGCGUGCUGCCCUUCCCCUGCUGGGCGCGCGACAGCGACAAGCUAUUCAGGUCUGGCGGCAAGGAUUGCGUCUGGGAGGACAAAAAUGAGAUGCGCUGCAAGACGCAGGGCUCCGACGGCACCGCGGGCGCUACGAAAGCCGCCUGCAUGUGCGCAAGCUUCAAGAUUGGGUGUGGCGCGCCCAAGGGCAACAAGGGGCGGUAA
This is a messenger RNA of Monoraphidium neglectum, 2916 nucleotides long. RefSeq lists its product as hypothetical. The transcript is spliced from 8 exons. Bases 1 to 2916 code for a protein of 971 amino acids. NCBI's taxonomy places the organism in Eukaryota, Viridiplantae, Chlorophyta, Chlorophyceae, Sphaeropleales, Selenastraceae. The record is from RefSeq and is a predicted model, not a curated record.